GCUGUGGCGGCGGGCGGGAGGGCGGCCGGCCGGACGGGCACGGGAGAAGAUGGCGGAGGCCUCGGCGGCUGGUGCGGGCGCGGGCGCCGCCGUCCCCCCGCACCGCUUCUUCUGCCACUGCUGUAAGGGCGAGGUCAGCCCCAAGCUGCCGGAGUAUAUUUGUCCCAGAUGUGAAUCCGGCUUUAUUGAAGAAGUGACUGAUGAUUCCAGUUUUUUAGAUAGUGGUAGCAGCGGGAUAGACGACAGCACUUCAACACAGUUUGCAGAGCUCUGGGACCAUUUGGACCACACAAUGUUUUUCCCAGAUUUUAGACCAUUUCUGAGUAGCAGUACACUGGAUCAAGACAUUAGAGAUAAUGAACGGGGUCAUCAAACUCAUGCAGAUCUUUGGGGACCCAGCAGGCCCCCCAGAUUGCCAAUGACCAGGAGAUACCGAUCUCGGGGGAGUUCUCGACCUGACCGGUCCCCAGCAAUUGAGGGAAUAAUACAACAGAUCUUUGCAGGAUUCUUUGCAAAUUCAGCAAUUCCUGGCUCCCCCCACCCUUUUUCAUGGAGUGGGAUGCUGCACUCCAACCCCGGGGACUAUGCCUGGGGUCAGGCGGGGCUUGAUGCCAUUGUUACCCAGCUCUUAGGACAGUUGGAAAAUACUGGGCCUCCCCCAGCUGAUAAAGAAAAGAUCACAUCUCUUCCAACAGUGACAGUAACUCAGGAACAAGUUGAUACGGGUUUGGAGUGUCCAGUGUGCAAAGAAGAUUACACAGUCGAAGAGCAAGUCCGGCAGUUGCCUUGCAACCACUUCUUUCACAGCAGCUGUAUUGUGCCAUGGUUGGAACUGCAUGACACGUGUCCUGUUUGCAGGAAGAGCUUAAAUGGUGAGGACUCAACUCGGCAAACACCAAACAGCGAGGCCUCUUCAAGCAGUGGCUAUAGCAGUGACAGCCAACUACAUGACCCAUGGACUUUCUGAAGCUCAAGAGCCAUUGAGCUGGGGCCGUGGUAGACUUACUACAAAUGUAAAUUGUAUAAAAAAUAGUAUGUGGAUAUAGGAACUUCACCAGAAAUCCCAAACCCAUAAUAUUAAUGGAAUGAGUGCUGUCCCUUUCCAAAUUUAAAGUUAGCAUUUACAGAUGGAAUUGUAUUCGAGCCGAAUGCCUCUUAUUCCUGAAUUCAGAGUGAUGACUUGAUUUUAUACUUGUGAAAAUUAAUUAUGUGUUUCUUUCAGAAUGAAAUAAAUUCGUUACAGGUCUAGUUAGGGUUCUACUAUCUGUCAUGCUGCCUUGUAAUGGAGGUUCUGCUUUCUCCCCAGCCUCCAUCUCCCUCAUCAGUGUAUUUUAAAGUAAAUACAGUGGAACCAAAACCCCAUGAUCCUUUUGACAUAAAGUAUUUGUGUUAACUGGAUGAAAGUGAUUCCUAGCUGGAUUAGCCAUGAAAUCAGGUCAAAUAAAGCCAGAGCUUUGACUUGAGCUUCCAAGAACAAACUGAAGGACAGUUAAAAUGGGAAAGAAAAAGUGGCUGAUUAGUCUAUCUCUUUAGUUUUGCUCAUUUUUCUUUUUAAAGUGAUACUUCAGGAGAAGGCAGUUCCACUCAAGAUGAAAAUAUGGCAUUUUCUUACAUUCUGACUGGGACUCUGCCUUGCCCCCCUUGUUGGGAAAGGGUUAAAGCAGGAUGAAAGUUGAUGGGGACAGAGGACUCUUGGGUUUAGAGUUGGGAAAGGGUUAAAGCAGGAUAAAAGCUAAAGGGCAGAGGACUCUUAUGUUUAGAGUUUAUAAUUGCCCUCAACUCACAGUAGGUUCCUUGUUUCCUUCCUGUUGUCCUGGGGACCUCCUGAAGACAUCUCUUUGAGAAAUGAAUGGGAUGAUGUGUGUUAACUGCUUGAGUGUCUAGUUCAUUGGUACUUGAUAAUUCAUUGGUCUUCAGGAAUUUAGAUUUUUAUGUUGUCUCUUUUUAAUUUUUUUUUUUUUUUUUUUUUUUUACACACAUUUCACUUGUAAACUUUUGCUGUUCUGCCUGGUUCUUGCUGCUGUUGGAGUCAUACCAUUCAUGGCCAGGCUCAAGAGCACUCGACUGAAGGAGGUAUCUGAAUUAAGGUCCUACCUACUCUGUUAACUUAAAAUCAUCCCUAUACACAUGUACACAACUCUGUGGAGCAUUCAUUUUCUAAACUUGAAUAAAUGAAGAAGGUAAAGAAUGUUGUUGGAGCUUCAGAGUGUCACAUGAAAAUAGUGGGACUACGGGACUGGCCCAUGAGGUCAUGCUGGGGAUGAUGGGGAGGUUUGGGUGCUGGGAACCUGACACCAUCAUUAUCUAUGGAGGUUGCAACUGCUCCUUGGAGUGAAUUUAGAGGUAUUGAAGGCAAACCUGAGGGAGAGUCAUUUGAAAAUCAAAUAUCUUAGGAGGAGAAUCUUAAUCAUUUCUUGGCUUACUGGUUUCCCACCCUACACCCCCUUUUUUUCUUUUUCAGUGAAUUUUUUCUUUUUCAACGAACAUUGUGAAUGUAGCUUUUUUUUUUUAGGAUGUCUUUUUGGCAUAGAGCUAUUGCCGCAUAAGUGAGAACAGCUAGAGUAGAGGCCAUUGUUGAAAGGCAGGGCUAGCAGGGUGAAAUUCAGUUUGGGCCAGGAAGAGAAAGGAAGCAAUUCCUUGAGAACCUUUUGGUACUUGGCAGAAAAUGUGCACAAUCUGGAGCCCCAUGUGUUAGUUUUGAUCUGUUGGGAUUUUGUGGCAAGAAAAAGUGGCGUUGGCUACUCCAGAAUACACUACAACUGCAUUCUCUAAAGUUUUGGGAUCCAUUGCUAUUUUUUGAUCAUCAAAAUCUAUAGGUAUAUCAAUGAUUUUUGCUCAAUAAAUGUCUGGAUGUAAUGAGGCAAACAACAUUUGUAGUGAAGUUAUCUGGAGAUAUAAAAAAAAAUAAGCGACUUUGCAAAAUUUGUGAUUAUCUUGAUUGCAAAUACUACUAAGAGAGAGAUAGGCUAAGUGACAUAAAAUCUCCAUUUUAUAGCUGCUAUACUAGAUUGAGGACAUGAAGAAAAAUUAGUUAUUUCUUAGAGCCCUCCAGCUUUAGUUUUGCUAUAAAUCAUGCUUCUGAGAAAUGUAUGCUUUUCAGUUCUGCAGUCAAAUAGGAUUCUCUGGGCAUUGCAGACAACACUGGGCAAUGAUGAUCUAUGGAUUAACAUUUUUCUGCCUUAACCUUCAUCUUUUAACCCAUGGUGUGGAUCCUGAGAAAUACAGGUGCCUUCCUUGCAUAACUCACCACAGUGUUUGGCUUUUUUGCUCCUAGGGAUCAAGGAGUUAUUUCCAGGAAUAUCCUAUCCUUAGAUAUUCAUUACAUAUUUUGGGCCUAUAAUCAGAGGACAAGAGACUAGAUAGCUAAGAUUCCCUAAGGGCAGAUUUCUUUAUUUCUGAACAUGCUUACCUAGAAACAGAUUGACAGAGUAUAUGGAAGUCAGGGAGUGUUAGUUCUCUAAUGAUGAGAGGUUGUUUGCCCAUGCCUUGGAAAUGUGACCUCAAUUUCUUCUCAGCCAUCAUUCUCCAUUCUGAGUGAUCAUUACUUGUAUAGUUCUGAGUAGACCAUAGAUCCUGUUCUUGGGGACUCAUCUCCUAAGAAUAGCAAUGGGUAUGCAGUGAUGUCUUACACAUGCUUUUCUUCACAUGCUUUUUCUUUCUCUCUUUCCCAGAUCUUCAUUAAGGUCUUUUAAAGUUUGAGGUAAAAGGGUAGGAUUUCAUUCUAUUUUGGAUGGUAGCCCUUCUUAUGUAGCCACAAUCUUUAAGGCAAUAAUUGGACUCAGCAUGAAUAUGAAUCCCUGUGGUGCCUUUUGGAUCCCUAGUGUGGUGUGGUGAUGGUUCUAAUUGGAGUAGUCUGAUUGUCCUUGCUAUUAUAAGAGGCAACUAUAUUUUAUUUUCCACUUGUCCAAAUUGUUUUUAGCACUUGCCAAACAGGUCAUAUAUUACAAAGAUUCCUUGGGGAGGGAGAGAAAAAUAGAAAGGAGAUGAGAGGAGAGUGGGAGCAUGGGAAGGAGGAAUAAGAUAAUUAAGAAAUGAUGACACUUGGGAUUGGAUUUCCCUCAGAGGCCCUGAUAACUAAAAAGCCGUAAGAGAUAUGAAAAUAUCAUAUGCACUCUAAGCAGGCAAUUCAGAACACUGAAAAAAUCCUAUGGGACCCAGACUGACAUUUGUUCCUUUGUCAUAUAUUAUCUGAACCAUAGCUCCUAGUAUCACUUUUACAUUAGAGAAGCAGCUUAUAAGUCUUAACUUUAUAUACUUCCUGAAAAGAGAGCAGAAAUAGAAAGAAAUGAUGCUUGGUUAAAUGACUGCUCUAUUCUUCCUGUAAAACAAUCAUAAGGGAUUAUUGGAAUUGGAAGAAAGAUUGUGGGGGUAGGAAUGUAUGCCGGUUUCUUUUUUUUUUCUCUCCAAAAAAAGCUUAUUUUUAAAUUAAAUUAUACAAUAAGGUGAAAUCUUAAUUUGUAUCCAUGUUUUGUAUACUCUCUUUAAAUCUUUCCUUCUUUUCCUUCCUUCCUUCUUUCCUUUCUCCCUUCCUAGAAAGAUGGUAGUAUUGGGGUGGAGUUGAGCAAAAGCUUUGUAAAAAAUCUUAGAAAGUUUAGAAGUGUAUUUUAGAACCACCUCAACCUUAUCUCUCAUUGUACAUUUGUAAUAAAGAUCAUCAUUUCCAUGUUUGUGAUUUUUUACUUCUAAAUUACUGUGAAUUUUUUUAUUAUAGAGCAACAAGCUUAGCCCAUAUUUUUAUUGUUUGAUGAGAGGGACAUUUUAUUCUUAGGAUUCUAGAAGAAAGAACUAAUACAAUUUGCUAAAAGGUUUCUGUAUCUGUUAACAGCAAGGAAGGGCUCAAAAAAUUGAGGAAAAAGCUUUUAAUAUUUAUUCCUGUUUUGAAAAACUAUUUCUUAAUCAUUUGGAUUCAAAUAUAUAAUAAGUAUAAUAAGGUCUAAGUUUAUAUUGUGAUAGUGAAAUCUUUUUUUAUUUUGUGGACUUCCAUUGCAAAUUUCUGUAAAUUAGGUUUCCUUCUGUUUCUUCCUCAGUGUUCUUCUGACUAGCUUUCUUUCAAUGGUUCUGACUGUGAGCAUAUCACUUAAUCCUCUGGACCUCAGUCCUCUGAUUCUCUCAUUAAGAAAUAGAAAUGUAUUGCUAGAGCUAAGUGGUACAGUGGAUAGAACUCUCGCCUGCAUUUGAGGAGACCUGCGUGCAAACCUGAUUUCAAAUAUUUCAUACUGACUGGGUAU
Messenger RNA from Sarcophilus harrisii (Tasmanian devil), 5228 nucleotides. It is a transcript of the gene RNF115, whose product is annotated as ring finger protein 115. Gene Ontology annotation, molecular function: ubiquitin protein ligase activity. The record is from RefSeq and is a predicted model, not a curated record. The coding region runs from base 50 to 967 and encodes 305 amino acids. The transcript is spliced from 9 exons. Gene Ontology annotation, biological process: protein ubiquitination; positive regulation of DNA-templated transcription; ubiquitin-dependent protein catabolic process. Lineage: Eukaryota; Metazoa; Chordata; Mammalia; Dasyuromorphia; Dasyuridae. Gene Ontology annotation, cellular component: nucleoplasm; cytoplasm.